Molecule: messenger RNA, 1797 nt
Organism: Cylicocyclus nassatus
Lineage: Eukaryota; Metazoa; Nematoda; Chromadorea; Rhabditida; Strongylidae
Source: the annotation of a GenBank genome assembly
AUGGAAGCUACUUCUGGUUUAAAUCACCGGAACCAAGCGGAGCAACAUUCGAGGAAGCUGAAGGUGCUACACCGAGCCUUCACUGCAAUCCCACGAAAGCUGAGAUACAGUUCUAAAGUACAACGACAUGGGCCCCUUGAUGAUAUGAAUGGUGACACUGGAGCUGCGGCUCCCCCGAUCCGUCAAGGAUUCAGCCUUCCAAGACGUCAUCGAUCCUCUCUCAGAAAAUCGCACCGACUACAGCAUACUCCGCAGUUGGUGAACACCUGGAUAGACACAUCAAAUUUCGAUUUGAGUACACCACGCGAAGAGUCCGACUACAGCGACAAUCUGUAUUGCAGAAUUCUGAGCAUGAAGAAGAACGUCUCGGGAGACGAAAAAGAUAAAGUGCACCGAAUCGCUAGACAUGACUCCACGAUAUCUUUCGACAGUGUAGAUGACAUUGAAGACGUGAAGAGUGCAGAAGAAACAUGGAACCAGAGCAAAGAAGCGAAAGCAGGCCUCCUCACUGCUCUCACAGCAUUCUACAGCUUGUUUCUGACAAUAUUCGCCCUAGUGCUUGAACUUUCCCAUUUACUAUCGGGCGAAGAGCUCAGAGAAGUUAAUCUAAAAGAUAUGAUUUUUGGUGCGUAUAUGUACGGAGUUUCCAUCUUCUUCUUUAUUUAUAUGUAUGUCGUAUUGUUGCUCAAUCCUCGCUGGUACUGGACUAUCAGUUUUCUAGAGCUAUCGAUUACUGGUCAUCAUACUGCUGCUCGAUUUGGCACAAUGCAUCUGAUAGCGGCUAAUUUGUGGACAUGGAUAAGAUAUGUUCUUAUGGAAGAAGGAGUGAUGGAAAGGGAGAUAAGGGAAGUUUUCCAUACACUGAGUAAUCGCUCCGGAACUGUGCUGGACGAGCAAUCUGCUCAUGCAUUUGAGCAUCGAGACAUCGAUCUCAUAGGAGGCUGUCGAGCUGCUGAAUGCAUCCUCGGAAGCCUCUCCGAAGUGAUGUUCACAGCAAUUGUUGAGUAUUCGCUCAUAGCCGCUGCGGUGAUGUACAUCGUUUGGCGAAAUAUUGGAAGAGCAGGACAUGGUUCUGAAUAUGUAAAGCGAAAACAUCGUAUUAGAGUGGAUUGCUCGAAAACCACAACAGGACUAUUUCUUGGACUUGCUUUUCUUGCUGCAACAUUCACUUCUAUGAUAGUGUACUACGGCUAUUCCAUUCUCGGUAAAAGCAAAAAUGCUGCAUAUGUCUACGCACUCUCCGAUAUAGCACAGUACAUCAUCGCAACAAUAGGAUGUGCAAUGGCUCUAUACCAAAUGAAAACACUUAUAUAUGUCAACAAGCGUCAAAAUCACAUCUCCAAGGACCAGGAGCUCUUGGACCAGAUUUUACUUUGGGUUGGGCUCGUUGGUGAACUUAUUUACUCAGUGGCAGGAAUUGUUGGACUGACUGGCGACGGACCAUGGGAGCCACUUGUUUUUAUUCUAUUUUUUGUACAUAUCGUCAGACUAAUACAGGUCGGUUCGCAAACGUUUCUUAUUUAUUUGGCGUCGAAGGUUAAAGUUGGCGACUCAAGCAAAGAAAGGCAACCAGGGAAGCAAGCAAUCACUUUUCUCCUGGCCGCGAAUCUUUCAAUAUUCUUUAUGAACCUAUUUGAAAGCGAGAAGCCCGGAGUUUCCGAAAACAUUAUAGAUUUCUAUGGAAAACGAUCGUGGGUAUUUCUGGUGCGCAGCUUCUCGCCGCUCACCAUAUUUUACAGAUUUCAUAGUUCUGUGUGCCUCGCCGAGAUUUGGAAGAACGUUUACGCAAAUAAGUAG